This is a messenger RNA of Ophidiomyces ophidiicola, 1485 nucleotides long. RefSeq lists its product as uncharacterized. Lineage: Eukaryota; Fungi; Ascomycota; Eurotiomycetes; Onygenales; Onygenaceae. The coding region runs from base 1 to 1485 and encodes 494 amino acids. The transcript is spliced from 3 exons. The record is from RefSeq and is a predicted model, not a curated record.
AUGUCUGAUCCAGUGCGCCCCAAUCUUCAACAAUGUAAGACGGUAUAUCAACAAGGAAUCUGUAUCUGGUCCAGCCUUUCCCUACAAGCUUCAGAGAUAACAACCUUACCAAACUUACGUGCUCAACUCGAAGAUAUUGUUCGAUAUCACCCGCAUUUCCCACGCGAUCUCCAGCUCAAAUCAAGGAAUAGCCGCGUCGUUGGAGCAGGGAUCUCAACAUGGGAGGCUUCCCAGGAUUGCAACAUUCCUGCUUUUGAAGAACAUCUUGAGAUAGCAGUGUCUGCUGGGACUACUACACCAAUAGACUGGUCUCACGACCGAGCUAUUCUCCUCCUCGCCUGGGCUUAUAUAUUUUCCGCGCGGUGGGCUGAUCUAUUGCCAGGGUCAAACAAGAUUCGAUAUACGGGUAGUCUUGCUGAUUCAAGAGAUUGCGGUAUCAACGCGAAUGAUGUUAUCGUCGUGGAUAUAGGCAACGCUCAGGAAGACGCUGUCAGAGUCUCUCAUGCCGCUUCUACAGAUCUACCAGCGUCAUACACAAAUGCUCUUCGAUUCCUUUACGAUUACUGUGCUUAUCAUGAUAUUAUGGACCAAAAUCACAUCGCACUAUCAGCAGCUUUGUUCCUUCCUAUCACGAGUGACUAUGGAAAAGAUAUUUUCUUGCAACGUCCAAAAUUGGGGAUUUCAACAAACAAUAUGCAACGCAAUACCCCUGAAAGCAAUAGCUCACGAGCUGGAUCAUGGCUAGAGAAUAACCAUACAUUGGACAAGCUUAUAACUCUCAGUUCACAUAACCGAGGUCUUUUCUCAUUACUAGGCAGUACUUUUUAUGACCCGACAAUCCCAUGCAACCUGGUCGACACAUGGGUGCAAUCAAUAUUCGCGGUACUUCGCACUGUUCCUGAUGGUUCCAUACUUGUCCGCAUAAUGAUGAGCCGUGUACCUCAUAUUUUUCCUUUGUGGCUUGGUGCUACAGUCAUGGGGCUUCACGAAGAAAUUUUGAAGACCGCGCGAUAUGGACAUAUUCCUGUUGAUCGUCACGCCGCAACAUGGUGUCACACCUUGCAGUCGUUUAUGCAACAGCCUGUAUCCAAAUACUCAAGCAAUAGUCGUUACAUCUUGCGAUCAGAUGAAUGCCGGCUUUUACAUCUCACAAGAACACAAUACCCUACAUCUUUUCCAAUAUCCCCAUGGAUACCAUUUGGGUCAACAGCAAUUGAAGAUUCAGACCUCGAUGUUCGUCUUCACACAAGCUGCGGUAGUACCCAUGGCCUUAGGCUCAAAUCGUGGAGGUGGAAGUGUAUUGGAGAGACAGAGGUAGUGCAGGACUGCAAUUCUACCACUCCUCUGUCUAUUGCGCAAAUUGGAAACCCAAAAUUGAACAUAGAUGUGAACUAUGAGUUUCUGGAUAUGGAUAGGGAGAGCUUCGGAAAAUGCAACGCGGAUUAUUUUCACUUGGUUACGCGUCGAUGGGUGCCCCCCAGAUGA